AUGGCUGCUGCAGCUUGGUGCUUGGCCACAGCUGGACAUGGGUCAAUGGCAGUCGAAAUCGUCAAGGGCCAGGGCAGAACCAAUGCGACUAAGUACCUGUUGAAGAUGCUUGUACGAAUGUACUAUAACCGCUGGGUCUCAGCCCCCAAGAGGCUCCGGCCCGGCCGUAUUCAAUGGCCGGGUCAAUCAAUUGAGCAAGAUCGCCGCCUCGAUCGCAAACGGACCACCAAAAGCAGCAAUCCCAUCCACCUGGUUCGCAGUGCCAAAACAGCGCAUCACAUCGCAUCAGGCCCAACAGCCAACCUCCCACCUCCGUGGCUUUGCUGCGACUCCAGCCCACGGCCUCUAGCAGCCUCUAGCGGCCCUUAG
Molecule: messenger RNA, 369 nt
Organism: Trichoderma virens Gv29-8
Lineage: Eukaryota; Fungi; Ascomycota; Sordariomycetes; Hypocreales; Hypocreaceae
Exons: 4
Coding region: 1-369 (122 amino acids)
Source: RefSeq, a predicted model, not a curated record